CUUCGCCCCUCGUCCACCACUCCAUUCCAUCCGUCAUACCACUUGCCCUUUUGCCCUUAUACUAUACCUUCCCCCUCCUCUGCCCGACGUCACUAGGUCUGUGUUCUAUCGCUUGACCCUCUCUCUCAUUCCCUCACUCUUCUCCCUCUCUCCCCGACCGUGCGGUGUGGAUCUCGCACACCCUGGACUCUCUUGGUCAGAUUGAUUCUAACAUCGCAUCCUCAUCUCUAGACCUUUGAAUCUCACGCAACCGUCGUCAUGGGUCUCACUUUCUCCAAGUUGUUCGACCGGCUAUGGGGCCGCAAGGAGAUGCGUAUUCUGAUGGUCGGUCUCGAUGCCGCCGGUAAAACCACCAUCCUGUAUAAGCUCAAGCUGGGUGAAAUCGUCACCACCAUCCCCACGAUUGGUUUCAACGUCGAGACCGUCGAAUACAAGAACAUUCAGUUCACCGUCUGGGACGUCGGUGGUCAGGACAAGAUCCGUCCUCUCUGGAGACACUACUUCCAGAACACUCAGGGUAUCAUUUUCGUUGUCGACAGCAAUGACCGUGACCGUAUCGUCGAGGCCCGUGAGGAGUUGCAGCGCAUGUUGAACGAGGAUGAACUCCGUGAUGCCCUUCUCCUGGUGUUCGCCAACAAGCAAGAUUUGCCGAACGCCAUGAGCCCUGCCGAGAUCACUCAGCAGCUUGGUCUGCAGAGCCUCACCCGCCGCCCCUGGUACAUCCAAUCCACCUGCGCCACGACUGGUGACGGUCUGUACGAGGGUCUGGAGUGGCUUGCUGAGACGCUGCGGAAAACGAACCGCGACUAAACUGAUCAUCUAAUGAGUGGAAGAAUACCUGGAAGUUUGUGAACCU
This is a messenger RNA of Aspergillus neoniger CBS 115656, 856 nucleotides long. It is a transcript of the gene arfA, whose product is annotated as putative ADP-ribosylation factor. Lineage: Eukaryota; Fungi; Ascomycota; Eurotiomycetes; Eurotiales; Aspergillaceae. Gene Ontology annotation, cellular component: cytoplasm; plasma membrane. The transcript is spliced from 4 exons. The record is from RefSeq and is a predicted model, not a curated record. Gene Ontology annotation, molecular function: GTPase activity; GTP binding. Gene Ontology annotation, biological process: intracellular protein transport; vesicle-mediated transport. The coding region runs from base 259 to 810 and encodes 183 amino acids.